Messenger RNA from Myripristis murdjan (pinecone soldierfish), 1087 nucleotides. RefSeq names its product 3-hydroxyacyl-CoA dehydratase 4 (gene hacd4). The transcript is spliced from 7 exons. Gene Ontology annotation, cellular component: endoplasmic reticulum membrane. Gene Ontology annotation, biological process: sphingolipid biosynthetic process; fatty acid elongation; very long-chain fatty acid biosynthetic process. The record is from RefSeq and is a predicted model, not a curated record. Gene Ontology annotation, molecular function: 3-hydroxyacyl-CoA dehydratase activity. The coding region runs from base 51 to 722 and encodes 223 amino acids. NCBI's taxonomy places the organism in Eukaryota, Metazoa, Chordata, Actinopteri, Holocentriformes, Holocentridae.
CCGGACAGGACGGGAGUGUGUUUGUUUUGCUGGCUGCAGUCUGAGGGAGGAUGAGGCUCAGCAUUAGGCUUGCCUACAUUUUUACGUACAACCUGUUCCAGUUUUGUGGUCACACAUGGAUACUGGCAAAUAUGAUGGCCAGGUUUCUCACUUUUGGUCGAGAUGCCUUGGCGGACACAUUUUACUCUGUUGGGGUUGUGAUGAGUCUUUGCCAGCUGCUGUCCAUCCUGGAGCUCUUCCAUAUCGCAGAUGGCAUCGAGAAGGCCAGGCCUCUUCCUCGCUUGGUCCAAGUUAUAGAGAGGAAUCUCCUGCUGGUCAUGGUCAUCAUGCUGGAGGACGUCCAAAGUAAACCAGUUGUCUGUGUGCAGUUCUUCCUGUGGAAUGUUCUAGAUCUACUACGGUACCCACAUGAGCUGCUGUGUGUUAUGGACACGCCCUCCUUCGACAUGCUGUGGACUCGCUACACACUGUGGAUCCCCAUCUACAUCUUGUCAGUUGUCACAGAAGGUGUGACUCUGUACCAGGCCCUGCCGUACUUUGACUCCAUGGGCUCUUAUUCCAUCCAGUUGACUGUGCCAGUGUCAGCCCACAUCCACCUUCCCAUUGUCCUCCUGGUCCUCCUACCAGCUCUGGCAGCUGGGGCUUCUCUCACAGUCUGGCAGCUGCUGAAAGAGAGAAAACAGCACCUGGAGAAAUGGAACAAGAAGCUGAAAAGAAAGUGACACUCAAAGAAGUGAAUGGACCAAACAACAGGACAUCCAGUGAAGUAAAGCUGUGAUUACGGGAGAAUCACAGCUUUCCACGAUUACAGAAGACCUUAUGUGUGCCAUAGCAGCAGAAAAUGUUGCCAAGAUAUUAAAAAGUGUUGUUGUGCUAUGUAGUUUCCUCAUUGUUGCUAUAGGAGUUUUUAAUAUCAGGAAGAACUGUAAAAAUAAAAAUGAAUCACCGUCUGUUACUUUGCAUCUAUAUAUCUAUCACUAAUCAUGAAUGUGUACAAACAAUCACUUAAAGGUAUACUUAGAUGAAGAUAUUAUGUAGAAUAAUAAUUCUUUUCUCUUGACACCUUGUUACUGAGCAACAAAUUAAA